GUGGUGUACAAAGGCACAAGAAAGGAAUUGCUGGACAAUCGAAGAAAUGAAACGCAAAGGUCUUAUUUGCUUAGAACGUAUUCGAGAGACGUGGUCAAUUUAAGGAAAGCAAAUCACAAAAAUACUUGAAAAUGUCCUUUAAGGAGGUUAGGGAUUUGGCUGAGCAUUUGAAAUUGUUGGGCUAUCCCCAGACGUUUCCCCUGCAGGCCCUUUCCUCAAAUUUCGGCUGUUUGGCCUCCUUUUAUGUUGUGGCUGAUGUUCUGCAGUGGCUUGCAGGGCUCUUGGAACCUGGAGCCAUUCUACCUGGAGGUAUUACCAACCAAGAUGAUCGAGUUCUGUUGAUACGCUCCGCCACGGAGUUCUUUGUUACCAAAUCUGCCAUCAAAUUGAAUCCUCGCAAGCUAUAUGCUGCCUCAGCUGUGACAGCUGGAGAAUUACAAAAAAUCACCCGUUUACUGAUAACCCCAGCGUCCAAUGAGGAUGGCGAUGAAGAGGAGGAUAAUUAUCGUAGCCUUAAUCAAGUGGAUAUUGGGGAUAAAAUUGAAGAUUUACGUCGUGCCAGAGAACUCUCCUCGGAUUUAACUCAACGAGGAGCGGUGCUCUAUGAACUACUGCAGAAAGAGAUGAAUAACAAAGAGGCUCGUUUGGCCCAGGCCAAUAGGCCCAUGGAGCUGGCUUCGGUGGAGAGAACUUUGAAGAAUGCCGUAGCCUCUGCCCAGGUUAAGUUGCAAGCGAACAGAGCUCAAUUGGAAAAUGCCCGAGUGGAGCUGAAUGCCCUGCACUCAAAGUUGCAAAGGAAAAAGGCCGAGUUGGAAAGAACCAAGCAGCGUUUGGAGGCUUUGCAGAAAAUUCGCCCGGCUCACAUGCAGGAAUUCGAGGAAUAUGAAAAGGAACUGAAGAACCUUUUCCAGCAGUACUUUCUGCGCCUGCACAUACGCGAUGCCUUGCGAGCCCAAUUUGAGGCCCGUACCAAACGCUCCUCGCCCAUUUCAUCGCCGCUGUUGCAAAAGGCCAAUGAAAAUUCAAUGCCUUUCAUACCGGAAGGCCUGCUGGCCGAUGAUGAUGAAGAUUUGGAUGAUGAUGAGCCACGUUUAGAGGGCAACUCUGGCUUGGAAAAUGACAUACCAGAUGAGAUGCAGAGAAAUGCAAAAACUUCAACGGCAUCCAAUAAAAGACCUGGCACCGCCACAUCACGUAUGCGUCCCACAACUGGUCGUGGGCGUAAGGGUACGGCCCUCAUGAAUGCCGCCGCUGCUGCCAGAAAUGAUAACUCAGCCGAAUCAGCGAGUCAAGAUGUUGAAAAUGAUAGUUCCUUUGGUAGUUCGGAUAGCGACUUUGAUAUGGCCGAACUUUUGGGCAUUAGCACAAAUGCUGCCGGUGGAGCGGUUGUGGGUAACAAUGAUGACCUUGGAGAUGAUGAUUUUGAUUUGAACUCCAUGGACAGUAUUAGCAUUUCGAAAAUCACCGGAGAGUUGCAAGUCCGUCCCAAGACUGCUGUCAAACCGGAAACCCACAGUGAUGAAGAUUUUUAAAUGAGACUAGAGAAAAUUCAAUUUAUCAUCAGUAAUUAUAUAUUUUGAGACAUUGCCUUUUUAAUAAACAGGAUAUUUGAA
Molecule: messenger RNA, 1613 nt
Organism: Musca domestica (house fly)
Lineage: Eukaryota; Metazoa; Arthropoda; Insecta; Diptera; Muscidae
Gene: Cluap1
Product: clusterin-associated protein 1 homolog
Exons: 3
Coding region: 132-1532 (466 amino acids)
Biological process (GO): cilium assembly
Cellular component (GO): cilium; centrosome; intraciliary transport particle B
Source: RefSeq, a predicted model, not a curated record